Rhodotorula graminis WP1 is the source of this 4229-nucleotide messenger RNA. RefSeq lists its product as uncharacterized. The transcript has 15 exons. The coding region runs from base 1 to 4191 and encodes 1396 amino acids. The record is from RefSeq and is a predicted model, not a curated record. Lineage: Eukaryota; Fungi; Basidiomycota; Microbotryomycetes; Sporidiobolales; Sporidiobolaceae. Gene Ontology annotation, molecular function: iron ion binding; molybdopterin cofactor binding; FAD binding.
AUGGCCGCACCAACCUCUGCGACGGCCGCGUUCGACAGCGUCGCCACCUCGCAGCUCACCUUCUGGCUCAACGGGACCAAGGUCGUCCUCGACGCGUCCCAGAUCGACCCCGACACGACCCUCCUCGCCUUCCUGCGCUCUCAGCCGGGCCUCACCGGCACCAAGCAGGGCUGCAACGAGGGCGGCUGCGGCGCAUGCACCGUCGUCCUCCAGAGCAUCCACCCGCGCACGAACGAGGUGCAGCACCUCGCCAUCAACGCGUGCCUCGCGCCCCUCGUCUGCCUCGAGGGCAAGCACUGCAUCACGGUCGAGGGCAUCGGCAACUCGGACAACCCGCACCCGCUCCAGGAGCGCAUGUUCAAGCUCCACGGCUCGCAGUGCGGCUUCUGCACCCCGGGCAUCGUCAUGAGCGUGUACGCGCUCCUGCGCACGGCGGCGUACCGCGGCUCGCUCGACGUGUCGGACGUCGAGCUCAACGGCGCCCUCGACGGCAACCUGUGCCGCUGCACGGGCUACGCCCCGAUCUUUGCCGCCCAGGACACGUUCGCGUCGACGGUCGUUCAGCCCGAGACCAAGAAGAAGGGCUGCGGCCGCCACGACUGCUGCCAGCUCGGCGGCGGCAAGUUCGAGGCGUCGGCGCCGACCGUGUCGUUCCCGCAGUUCGAGUUCAAGCCGUACAAGCCGUCGACCGAGCUCAUCCUCCCGCCGUCGCUCAUCAAGCACCCGCUCAAGCCCCUCGCCUUUUCGUCGCCGACGCACAACCACCGCCGCUGGUUCCGACCUGUCACGCUCGAGCAGCUCGUCGACCUCAAGCGCGCGCUCCCCAACGCCAAGCUCGUCGGCGGCGCGAGCGAGGUCAGCAUCGAGGUCGGCAUCAAGGGCGCCGCGUACCCGGACUGCAUCUACGUCGCCGACGUGCCCGAGCUCGCGACCGUGUCACUGCCCGACUUUGCGUCGCCGCACCCGGUCCUCGAGUUUGGCGCCAACCUCACCCUGUCGGACCUCGAGGCGGUCCUCAACGAGCUCGUGCGCGACCAGCCCCACGAACGCACGGGCGCCCUGCGCGCCAUCCGCGACCAGCUGCGCUACUUUGCCGGGCGCCAGAUCCGCAACGCGGCGAGCGUCGGCGGCAACGUCGCGACCGCGUCGCCCAUCAGCGACGCCAACCCGGUCUGGGUCGCCCUCGGCGCGUCGGUCGUCGUGCGCGCGCCGAGCGUCAACGCCGGUCAAGAGACGACCAUCUCGCUCGCCGACGGGUUCUUCACGGGCUACCGCCAGACUGGCAUCCCGUCCGACGGCGUCAUCGUGCGCCUCGUCGUCCCGCUCGUCCAGGCCGACGAGGCGGCGGGCGAGAAAGACGUCGUGCGCGCGUUCAAGCAGGCCAAGCGCCGAGACGACGACAUCGCGAUCGUCACGUCGUGCUUCGCCGUCACGGUCGCCCCGCAGGGCGACGACCAGUGGGUCGUCAAGCGGGCCAAGCUUGUGUUCGGCGGCAUGGCAGCGCACACGAUCUCGGCCAAGAAGACCGAGGAGCUCCUCGUCGGCAAGCCCGUCGACUCGACGACGCUCGAGGCCGCGCUCGACGCCCUCGGCGCCGACUUUGACCUGCCGUACUCGGUCCCGGGCGGCAUGCCGACCUACCGCCGCACGCUGUGCAUGUCGUUCCUGUUCAAGUUCUGGGUCGAGGUCGCCCAGUUGUGCGGCGUCGUGCUCGACGGCGUUCGCAAGUCGGACGAGGACGAGGUGACGUCGCUCAUCCACCGCGCGCCGUCGACGGCGACGAGGGACAACUCGGACCCGUACGCGCAGAGCGUCGUCGGGCACCAGAUCCCGCACGCGUCGGGCCUCAAGCACACGACGGGCGAGGCCAUCUACACGGACGACAUGCCCGCGUGGGCCAACGAGGGCCACCUCGCGCUCGUCCUGUCGUCGCGCGCCCACGCCAAGCUCGUGUCGGUCGACCCGUCGGCGGCGCUCGACGCGCCGGGCGUCCUCUCGUACGUCGACUGGCGCGACCUCCCGAGCGAGAAGGCCAACGUGUGGGGCCCGGCCGCCCAGGACGAGUUCUUCUUCGCCAAGGGCGAGGUGACGAGCCACGGUGUCAUCAUCGGCGCCAUCGUCGCGACGACCAAACUCCAGGCGCAGCGCGCUGCACGCCUCGUCAAGAUCGAGUACGAGGACCUGCCCUUCGUCUUGACGAUCGACGAGGCCAUCGCCGCCGACUCGUACCACCCGACCUACCACCGCCGCAUGGCUCGCGGCACGCCCAUCUCGACCGCGCUCGCCGAGUCCGAGUACACGCUCAGCGGCACGACCUACUCGCCGUCGCAGGAGCACUUCUACCUCGAGACGCAGGCGUGCAUCGCCGUGCCCAAGCUCGAGAGCGGCGAGAUGGAGGUCAUCUCGUCGACGCAGGCGCUCACAGAGACCCAGCACUACGUCGCACAGGUCCUGGGUGUCCCGCGCAACCGUGUGAACACCAAGGUCAAGCGGCUCGGAGGAGGAUUUGGCGGCAAGGAGUCGAGGACCACCAUGCUCUCGGCCAUCUGUGCCGUCGCCGCCAAGAAGCUCCGUCGCCCGGUGCGCUGCAUGCUCGAGCGCCACGAGGACAUCAAGAUCUCGGGCCAACGUCACCCGUUCCGCACCGACUGGAAGGUGGGCUUCACGGCCGACGGGAAGUUGACGGCGCUCGACGCCGACUUUUUCGCCAACGCGGGCUAUUCUCUCGACAUCUCGGGCGGCGUCGCCGACCGCGCCAUCGCCCACGCGACCAACUCGUACUACAUCCCAAACGUCGACGUGCGCGCCAAGCUCUGCAAGACCAACACGGUCUCCAACACGGCGUAUCGUGGCUUCGGCGGUCCGCAGGGCAUGCUCGUCGCCGAGACGUACCUUGAGGCCAUCGCGACGCACCUCGACCUCGACAUUGACGACGUGCGCGCCGUCAACCUGUUCAAGGAGGGCCAGGAGACGCACUACUUCCAGAAGGUCCUCGACUUCCACGUGCCCCGUCUCGUCGCCGACUGCAAGCGCGACAGUAACUACGAGGCCCGCAAGGAGGCCGUCGCCGCGUUCAACAAGGAGCACCGGUACCGCAAGCGCGGCAUCGCCCUCAUCCCCACGACGUUCGGCUUGGCGUUUGGCGUCAAAGCCAUGAACCAGGGCUCGGCCCUUGUGCACAUCUACAUGGACGGCUCGGUCCUCGUGGCGCACGGCGGCACGGAAAUGGGUCAAGGACUGAAUCUCAAGGCGAGUCGACGUGCCUGCUCGUGCCCUCGACGUUCACUAACGUCGCCCACCGUCUCGCAGUGCCUGCAAAUUGCCGCCGAGGAGCUCAAGGUGCCGUUGGAGGCCGUCUUUACCAGCGAGACCUCGUCCAACACGGUCCCGAAUAUGCCGCCGACCGCCGCGAGUGCAGGGAGCGACCUAAACGGCUACGCCGUCCUCAACGCCUGUAUCGAGCUCAACUCGCGCAUCGCCCACCUUCGCGAGAAGCUCGGCUCCGACGCGCCCAUGACCGCCCUCGCCGGCGCAGCGUAUGGCGAGCGCAUCAGCCUCAGCGCGACGGGCCACCACGCGACGCCCAACCUCGGCUACGUCUGGAACGUGCAGGAGAGGACGGGCGACCUGUUCAACUACUUUACGCAGGGCGCCGCCGCCGCCGAGGUCGAGCUCGACACGCUCACGGGCGACCACACGGUCCUGCGCGUCGACAUCAAGAUGGACGUCGGCCGCUCGAUCAACCCGGCGAUCGACUACGGCCAGGUCGAGGGCGCGUUCGUCCAGGGCCAAGGUUGGGCGACGAUGGAGGAGUCGCUCCACCUUCGCAACGGCGCUCUCUUCACGACCGGGCCGGGCGCGUACAAGAUCCCGGGCUUCGCCGACAUCCCGCAGCAGUUCAACGUCUCGCUCCUUCGCGACGCCGAGUGGCCCAACUUGAGCACCGUGCACACGAGCAAGGGCGUCGGUGAGCCGCCCUUCUUCCUCGGCGUCUCGGUCGCGCUCGCGCUCCGGCACGCCCUGCGCUCGGCGCGCGAGGAUGUCGGCAUCCCGCCCAAGGACCUCCUCGAGUUCCGGUUCCCGCUCACGGCCGAGCGGCUGCGCCUCGCCGUCGGCGACAAGCUCGUCCAGCGGAGCGAGGUCAAGCCCAAGGACGAGAAGGACAAGGGCUUCUUUGUCACGCUGUCGUAGAUCUCUCUCUCUUUCUGUGACGCUUGUUGUUCUCUCGG